GGUUGGGGACGUGGCCCACCUCCUCCUGAGCAUAUUUGGCGAAGACGAGCAAGAAGGUUCUGCAGACGAUUUCCUGGACAUCCUAGAUGCAGAGGCGGUAACAUUCCGAUGUUUGGCGAGAUACAAAACAUCAUCCAAACCGUUCUUAGAGAAGGCGGACAAUUCUUACCUAGAGUUCCAAGGCUCUUCAUUCGAGAUCCUUUGCAAGGUAUAAAUCCAGAUCUAGUCAAUGCAGCUAGAGAAUUCAUGUUCCCGAUGAACCUAUCCCAAUUCAGCAUCAAAUAUCAACUAUCUCAGAAUGUUUGCCGAAACUUCAAAUGUAUGGAACAGCCACCAGAUCAAAUAGCUUUCAAGGAGACUGUGGUCAAAAAGCUCUACGACUUCGAGAAGACGGUUACUGGAAAAGAUAAUACUGAUAAUAUCAAUCUUCGAUUAGACCGAACCAUGCAAGUGAAACAAGCGCUUCUAGAAAGGGCUAAUUUGUCAAAUGUGGUAACAGCUGAUAAUGGAGUUUUCGACAAAGAUGUGCUCUUAACCGAGAAGCAAGCUCAUUUCCUUCUCAACGAAUUAGGAAAAGGAGGUGUUGGUACAGAUGAGCCGCCGCCACCGCCUAGUGACGAUAGGAUUAAGAGAGCCUCAGUGUUCUUCGAGGAGAAUCCUGUGCAAAAAUGGGAUCCGAACACACCUGUACCAUACACAUUCGAUGAUACUCUAGCUGAAUACGAUAAAAACGACGUGCGCAGUGCGCUAAAAGAGAUCGAGCAAAAAUCGUGUCUACGUUUCCAAUAUGUGGAAAAACCUACGGGCUACCAUAUAAAUUAUAUAAAGAUCGAUAACCCAACCUUCUGCGGUCUUUCAUAUAUCGGAAGGACGGAGCCAGCUAAUCCAAUUUACCUAAGCUUUCAGUGUGGAACAGCUCGAGGAAUAGCCUUACAUGAAACGCUUCACGCUCUUGGUCUAAAUCAUCAACACUUGAGGAUGGACAGAGAUAAGCAUCUUACAAUCGACUGGAGCAAUAUCAACCCUCAGCAUUACGAUUAUUUCGUCGUCGCUGAUUCGAAAAUGUUUACAACUUAUGGAAUAAAGUAUGACUACGGUAGCAUCAUGCACUAUAACGCAUACACAGGAGCGGUAAACAUCGCGAAGCCAACGAUGAUACCAAAGGUCAAUCAAGAGCAAAACCUUGGACUCUUGGGACAACGAGAUGCAAUGAGCGCUGCUGAUGUUGCGAUAUUGAAUAAAAUGUAUUGUAUACCAAACUGCGAUGACACAAAUGUUUACUGCGGCGCAUGGGCUCUCAAGAAUUUGUGCAAUCAUCCAAAUCACGGCGGAUGGAUGAUGAAAAACUGCCGAAAAAGCUGUGAUUUCUGUAGUGCUGGUUGA
Cylicostephanus goldi is the source of this 1383-nucleotide messenger RNA. Lineage: Eukaryota; Metazoa; Nematoda; Chromadorea; Rhabditida; Strongylidae. The record is from the annotation of a GenBank genome assembly.